CAGGCGCUCCGGAGACACGCUCACUAUGCCGGAGAGUGUUUGUGUGGCCGCGAUGGGAGUUAACACAACCAAGUUUCUGGAGGUCCUGUUCCCAGCGUCGUUGCACUGAAAAAAAAACAACAACAAUACAACAAAAAGAAAAGACAUUGGCUUCUCUCUCUGUUUUUUUUUGGUUUCUCUCUCUCUCUCUCUCUCUCUCUCUCUCUCUCUCUCUCUCUCUCUCUCUCUCUCUCUCUCUCUCUCUGAGGGGGCUUGUCUGCGUUUUUUUGUCCGAGGCGUUUCUUCUCACAGGAUGUUGAUGAUAUUGGAUAAAGCCGGGUAAGAUCAUAAAGUCAGUUCUCUCUGAUGAGAACGACCUCCUCCUCCUCCUCCUCUUCCUCCUCUCACCACCACCGCCACACAAAGGGAACCACGGAACAAGUACUUUUUCUUUUUUUUUUUCCUCACACGCCAUCGUUUUUAUUUUUAUUUUCUGUUUUAUUUUUUUUGAAUGUCAUCAAGAAGCAGAGGGGGCUGUUUCAAAGACAAAAUGGAUCACUUUGCAGCGGAGUGCCUUGUUUCAAUGUCCAGUCGUGCAAUUGUCCACGCUCCUAAAGGGAAUAGGGAGAUUAAACCAGAGAUCCCGUCCUCCUCCAGGAACGGGGAGGAAAUCAAAGAGCCCCUGGUGAAGGACAACUCCUCUCUCUUCGUGGUGGCGCGGAUCCUGGCGGAUUUUAACCAGCAGCAGACUCCUAACAAUGUUGCCGAGCAGGCAAAAAUAAAGGACGAGAGCACGCCGAGCCUCAGAGAUGAUGGAAACUCUGCCACACCUACCACCAUCUCCGAUCCUGCGCUCAAACAAAGAGGCAAAAGAUCGCGGGGUCGGACUGAGCAAGAGUCGCCUCAGAAAAAGCACAAAUGCCACUAUUCAGGUUGUGAAAAAGUUUAUGGCAAAUCAUCCCACCUCAAAGCCCACCUAAGGACACACACAGGAGAACGGCCUUUCCCAUGUACCUGGCCUGACUGCAGUAAGAAGUUCGCCCGUUCUGACGAGCUGGCGCGCCACUAUCGCACCCACACGGGGGAGAAGAAGUUCGGCUGCCCGCUUUGUGACAAGCGCUUCAUGCGCAGCGACCACCUGAUGAAGCACGCCCGGCGCCACUCAGAUUUCCAGCCCGGCAUGCUGAAGAGGCCCCACGGCGGCAGCGGCGGCGGCGCUACCACACGUCCCAGCUCCCUCAGCGACUACAGCCGCUCGGACGCCUCCAGCCCCACCCUCAGCCCCACCCUCAGCCCAGCCAACUCGCCUUAAACUGAAAACCCUGUCGCACUUUCUGCCUCUGACCUGGGAGGCCUGUGUUUUUGUCAUAACACUUGUGUUGCACAGUUGUCAGAACCCCCCCGCCCUUUCCCCGCCGCCCCGUUGCUAUUCCUGCGCUUGCUGUGGUGUACCAUACUGUACAUAACUGCUUAUUGUAGUGCAAUUACUUGUGUGAUCCUAAAAGAAGGUAAUGCCUUUCCCAGAUGGCAAUAUUUACAUUCUGUACCAUAUGUCUGUAUUUUUUUAGCUUCUGAUCAUGGCUAGUUGUCCAAUGUAUGUUCGCAGUCAGCUAAACAAGGUUUAGAAGAAGAGAAAACAGACACCCUGACAAGUCUUAUCAAAAUGGCUCUUUUUUUUUUGGUGUUUUUCUCUGGUUUUUUUUUUUUUUUUGAACGGGUGAGGAGAGGGGCCACACACACACACACCUCAGGAUUGAAGACAGUUGCUAUUUCUGUAAUACCACAGUACUUUAAAAGUACUCACAUUGACUGCACAAUAUACUCAUCACUUUACUCUGAAAUUCAACGGGGGUUGAAUUUUACGCCCUGCUCAGGGAUGGCCUUGUUAGCUUGAAAGAAUGAACAUGGUGAAGAGAGAGAAACAUACAGUACAUAUAUAGCAGCCUUACACUCAACACAAUUUGCACUCUGUUGUUUUGUUUUUUUUUAAUUUUUGAUUUGUUGGUUUUUACGUUUGAGGGAAACUCGCUCUGCGGUCACACGGUCAAUCAUACACCGGACUCUGUUCCCCCAUCGUGUUCCAGGGAGGGGGUUUUCACAUGUAAUGUAAACGCUGUGUGUUUAAGAAGAGAACCCACCUCAGUAAACACAAUACAGCUGUUCCUCCACCGCAACGGUAAUAUUCAGUUGCUGUGACAUUGGGUGAAAUAUGUGUUUCAUUACGCGGCGGCAUGCAGCGUUAUACUGUGUGAAUCUGCAUUGUGGGAGGAUCGGGAUAAUAUCGGGUCGGCAGGUUUUAUAAAUACACUCUGUCUAAGAAGCUCGCGACCCUUUAAAUAGAGACAGUUAAGUUUCAAAGCAGCUGUUUUUCUUUAAAAAAAGAAAGCGCUGUAUCAUCAGCCGAAACGGACACAAAGGGACUUUAGUUGAAACAAUGUUUAUCCUUCUCCUCUCAAGCACAUAGGAAAAAGUACCAAAGACAAGAGUGAAUGAAAGCUUUCUAUUCAGUCUUGUGAGCCGCCCUUCAUCGAGGCCUGGGGCUGGUGUUUGGCAGUAUCACAGGUAGAGCCAGACAGCCGGCUCACUUCCCUCCUCCUUGCCUUUUCGCCUUUUGUGGCCUCCCUGGAGGAAACAGCUGCAUCCCACAAGAAGCCAUUCACAGCCCGCAGGAGGAGUGCAAACAUGCCACUGCUGGGGGAGUCCUGCCUCACCCAUCUGGCUCUACCUGUCCUGCCAGAGAGUGGAGCCUCUCAAAAUUGCGUAAGGGUUGCUUAACUCUGAUGGGGGGGGUUCAGAUGUAGGCCAGAGAGUGUCGGGGCAGAGCCGGGGCUGGGCCGAGACAUCGUGGAUCACCGAGCGAACAAAGCGGCUAUCUGCAAUAGACAGGCAAGAGAGGGCAGGUCCUGAUAAAAGAGGAGAGGUUUAUCACGAGCCAAGCAGUACAGAGGAGGAGACACCCGGUCGCGGACACCCCCACCUCCUCCUUCCUCCCUCCAACUGUAGAAACCGUGAGUGGAAAAAAAAAAGUGGCUGCAAUUAGUGGCUUGAUUCAACCUGUGUGAUAAGACAGCAAGAGAUGAACAACAGUACUACCUAGACGAUGCUAGCAGCGUGGAUGGGAUGUACCAUCCUAAGCACAGGGAGAAAAACCCUCUACUACUACUGCUACUGCUGGAGAGUCGGAAAUUUCACAAUGCCAAGGAAAAAUGUUGCUCCAAAAACUCAACUCAAACAGCUGCUUUCAAACUUCUCGCUCGCGAAAAAGAAAAAAAAGACAACCAAGGGGGGGGGGGGGCUUUUAAACUGUUGUAAAAACAUUUGAACCAAAACGAACAUAUCAGCAAAGUGCAGCGCUCCACCAGCCUCACGUCGUCCUGCCUGUGAAGCUCCGAUGUCCCGUGAGAAAGCUGACUUGUGUUUCUAGACAGACAUGCCUCAAUAAAUCAGGCAAAAGGCACAGUAAAACCUUCCAUGGAACCAGGCACCACUAUCAAAACUGCUGCAGCCCCCGCCAGUCUGUGUUAUGCCUACAUUUUCUUUUAAUGCUUCGGCCGGAAACCGUCUCAUCCAUGUAUCUGGUCCCGUCAGACCCCCUCCAGACGGUCGUCAUCGCGAAUCGCAUGAUAUGCAUGCUAACAACUUUGCCUUUGGAAGCGUCGAAGGGGGCUUUUUUUUUUUUCUGAGGCGGUUCUGGCAGGUGUAAGUUCAUGAAUGGCGGGCCUUGUCCCUGUUCCCUUCGCAGCAGCCAUCUUCUCUUUAAAGUUGUGAAGAAUCAGCUCUGUCACAUCCUCCAGAGAGAAAACAUCCCUUAUUUUAGAUCGAACGCAGUAGUUUCCUCAUAACACAACCCUCUGUAAAGAUGUUUAAAUAGUUUCCAGGCUGCAAAGAUGACGCUUCGAAUGCCACUGAUCAGCAGCUCUUAGUGAAAAAGAAGCACUGAGAGGUUUUUUGUUUUUUUUUUCGUUUACCGUUUCUGGAAAAUUCAAAACUGCCGUUGAGCGGCUUUUUUUUUCGUGGUUUCAAUCCACGACCUUUUUCUUUUUUUUUUUUUUUCUUUUUGGUCAAUUUCUGACUUGAUUUGUAGUGUAAACAACAACAACAACAACAACAACAAAACGAAAAGAAUCUCAGUAGCUCACCCUCAAGCAUGCUAAGUUAAUCACUUCUUAAUCCAUAAUCUGCACAUUUACCUCAGGGUCGACAUCCGCAAAGCAGAUGUGGGACAGUUUGUGGAUUUUUGUUCUAAUACCAGUUGCUGCACAGAAAUGUCUGCCAGCCCCCCCAUCCCCCAUCCCCCACCCUCCCUGGUGUUCCUGGGUGCUUCGUGCUCACUGCUGGUCAGUGUCCGACCACACUGGAAACACAGGAACGCCUCCGAAACGGGGUCCAGCUCCUGCCUGUAAUGUCUUCAUAACAUCCUGCAGUCCUGUCUUAAAGUAAGCACUGGGCACCGUGGAGCCGUUUUUUUCAGUGAAACGCCCCUUUAAAAACACCGUUGUUUGACCCCCCGUGUCAGUGGACUUACAGUAGGCGACGGGAAAACGAAAAGCGACUGUGACCGUGUGAACAAACCCCAGUCUAUCCAUCCAUCCAGACUGCAACGGUGACAUGUAGGCCUCCACAGGCAGAGUGUCUCAUAACUUUUUAUUCUCACUGUAUCAAAUCUACUUGAAUAAUUCAAAACAAAAGGCCAUUGAACACAGUUUUGUACAUUGUCCAUUUUUACUGUACUUGCUUUUGUUGUCAAAUGAUAAUUAACCUCUCUGGAGAAAAAAAAAAGAUGUACAGUAUGUUUUUUUUUUAAUUUGUUUUGUUGUUUCUUUUUUUUCCAUUGUCUUCAGGUCAUUUCAGCAACUAUUUUUCAAUAUUUUACCGCAGCAUUAAGGAUGACUGUUUGUGUCGGGACUGUUUUUAUAAGCACCAUACUCUGUUUGCAAAAAAAAAAAAUACACACACAUCAUUUUAAGCCCCACUAACGGGGUUCACCCCUUUAAUCAGAACAGCUACUUUACUCUGUUGAUGUCAGGAUGGGGGUUCCUCCAGUUGGCCCGCAAUCCAAAAAAAUUUCCUCCAAGUCAAAAACUGAAAGGAUCGGUCGGUGGUGACGAUAAGAAAUAAGGAAACUUCCUGACCUCUUAUGUACGACAAUUUCAGAUGGAUUGACUCAUUUUCUUUGCUAUUUUUAGAUUCUUCUGAACGUUUUUUCCAUAAGAAUAUAGAGACCACAGCAUUGUGAGUUAGCAAUGUAGUCAUGAUUUUUAUUAUUAUUAUUAUUAUUAUUAUUAUUGCUUUUUUGUGUGUGUGUCUCAUAUGAAAUGUUUAAGCUUGUAUAUUUUUUUUUCUCAAAAAUCAUACCUCUUGAAAUAUGUUGUACCUUCAUAUCUUUUUUCAAAAACAUCCAUCAUGUAGCUUACGUUCGCUUGACGAGUAGCACAAAUAAUCGGUGGUUUUUAUUUGCCCCUACUUGAAUGAAGAAGGAAAAGAAAGAAAGAAAGAAAGAAAGAAAGAAAGAAAGAAAGAAAGAAAGAAAGAAAGAAAGAAAGAAAGAAAGAAAGAAAGAAAGAAAGAGACUUUUUUUCUGUACAAAAAACAAAAAAAAAACGAAAACAAAACACUGGGCUACAUUUUUAUAUGACCAUCCCAUGUCGUCAGGGUUGUGCACAUCCUUGUAGAUUCAAGAAGUUAUCUUUCCAGGAAAUAA
Messenger RNA from Acanthopagrus latus (yellowfin seabream), 5680 nucleotides. RefSeq names its product Kruppel-like factor 13 (gene klf13). The coding region runs from base 491 to 1291 and encodes 266 amino acids. Gene Ontology annotation, molecular function: DNA-binding transcription factor activity, RNA polymerase II-specific; RNA polymerase II cis-regulatory region sequence-specific DNA binding. Lineage: Eukaryota; Metazoa; Chordata; Actinopteri; Spariformes; Sparidae. The transcript has 2 exons. The record is from RefSeq and is a predicted model, not a curated record. Gene Ontology annotation, biological process: regulation of transcription by RNA polymerase II.